AACAAGACCCAACCCACAACACAAUCGACACCGCCGCCUCUUUCAAUUCUCUUUCUUUUUUCUUUUCCUUCUUCUCCUGCUUCUAAGUUGUUGCGCCUCUUUCUCCAGAAGACGACGUCCUCCGCCGGCGCCGCCGCUGAUAUAUCAGAAAUCCAGGCAUACAAGGGAGAAGUGUUGGAAGCUGAAUGGUAAACCUCCAAGCCGAAAGUGGCGCUACCGUGGGGGGCAGCAGCAAAGGCCUCAAGCGCAUAUGACAGAGCAGCCCAAUAUUGAGGAAAAUCCAGCAAUAGGGGGGUUCAAUAGUGAAGAAAUUGAGAGAUUGAGAAGUUUGUUGGGGACUCUUGAGAAGCCUUCUGGAACAUGUUCAAUGGCUAUUUCAGGACUGUGUGCACGAAUGUCUUAGACAAAUUUACCAACUCUUGGAUCAUGGACUCCGGUGCUACAGACCAUAUUACCCCCACAUCUCAACUAUUCCACACCUAUACCCCAUGUCCAAGUAAUAGAAAAAUUGUUGUGGCCAAUGGUUCCUUAGCCACUGUUAUAGGGAUUGGAGAUAUACAUAUCACACCUAACUUUAUCCUUAAAAAUGUCCUCCAUGUGCCCAAACUGUCAACAAGCCUUGUUUCCAUUCAAAAGUUGACUCAUGAUCUUAAAUGCUAUGCUGUUUUUUGCUCUUUCUUAUUGUGUUUUUCAGGACCAGGACUCGGGGAGGAGGAUUGGACUUGCUAAGGAAAGGAACGGUCUUUACCACCUUAAAUCAUCUAAGAAACCUAAGACAGUUGUCCAGCAGCUCGCCUUGGUCCUUCUUCAUCAUCUUCUUCUUCUUCGUCAUUGUGACAUAGUCACCCGGGUCGUUUCCUACAAGCUAGCUGCAGCUGCAAAAUUUUCCAUCCGGCCCCUUACUCUAUCUAAAUUGCACCGGAGAUGGAGUACGUCAACCCGGAAGGUCUUCGCUUGGAUGGUCGCCGCCCAAUGGAGAUGAGGCAGCUUCGGGCAGAAAUAGGCGUCGUUUCAAAAGCGGAUGGCUCAGCAUUAUUUGAAAUCGGAAACACUAAAGUCAUUGCGGCAGUUUACGGUCCUCAAGAGGUCCAAAACAGGAGUCAACAACUUAACGACAAGGCAUUGGUGAGAUGCGAAUACAGCAUGGCAAAUUUUAGUACUGGAGAUCGUCAUAGAAGACAGAAAGGUGACAGGCGAUCCACAGAGAUAUCUCUGGUAAUUCGGCAGACAAUGGAAGCCUGCAUAUUGACACAUCUAAUGCCUCGUUCUCAGAUAGAUAUUUUUGUUCAAGUUCUUCAAGCAGAUGGUGGGACAAGAUCAGCAUGCAUAAAUGCAGCAACAUUGGCCCUCGCUGAUGCUGGUAUUCCAAUGCGUGAUCUAGUUACCUCGUGUGCUGCUGGAUACUUGAAUGGAACUCCUCUGCUUGAUCUAAACUAUGUCGAAGAUAGUGCUGGUGGCCCUGAUGUCACGGUUGGGAUUCUGCCUAAAUUAGAUAGAGUGACACUACUUCAGAUGGAUGCUAAAUUACAAUUGGAUACUUUUGAGAAUGUCAUGCAAUUAGCAAUAGAAGGCUGCAAAGCGGUGGCAAGUUACAUUAAGGAAAUACUAUUGGAGAACACUAAGCAAUUGGAGUAUCGCCGGGGAGUAUGAUUACAUUUUGAUUUUUCAAUACUAGCAUUAGAGGGAGACCCUAGCAGAUCAUUGAUGAACAGGGGAAACUGAAUAUUUUGUUUUUCUUUAGCCCAUGUAAACACUUACUAUACAUCUUAUUGCAAAUUUGUAGGACACUACUUAUAUUUGAGGAGUUAACUCAUUUUAUUGA
Molecule: messenger RNA, 1822 nt
Organism: Andrographis paniculata
Lineage: Eukaryota; Viridiplantae; Streptophyta; Magnoliopsida; Lamiales; Acanthaceae
Product: exosome complex component RRP41 homolog
Exons: 14
Coding region: 925-1650 (241 amino acids)
Biological process (GO): nuclear mRNA surveillance; poly(A)-dependent snoRNA 3'-end processing; U4 snRNA 3'-end processing
Cellular component (GO): nuclear exosome (RNase complex); nucleolus; cytoplasmic exosome (RNase complex)
Source: RefSeq, a predicted model, not a curated record